Molecule: messenger RNA, 2361 nt
Organism: Rhodotorula toruloides NP11
Lineage: Eukaryota; Fungi; Basidiomycota; Microbotryomycetes; Sporidiobolales; Sporidiobolaceae
Product: F-box domain, Skp2-like domain containing protein
Exons: 2
Coding region: 1-2361 (786 amino acids)
Source: RefSeq, a predicted model, not a curated record
AUGGCUCGCGCAGACCGUGUCGUUGGCUCUACGCGUCGCUCAGGACGCAUACAAGACCUGGACCUCAACACGAACCGCCCUCCUCGCCGUCGCAAACCCUCAUCUCUCCCCCUCACUCAACACGCUCGCCUCCCGCCGACACUCCCGCUCGAGCUCGUCAAGGAGAUUCUCGAGGUCCUGUACGACGCAGGAGGGCAUGCCGGGACGCUAGCCGCCUGCUGCGCGGCGUCGCGGGCGUUUGCGAACGUCGCAAAGCCGAUUCUCUGGCGGACGGUCGUCGUAGAAUGCCAAAACGCCGUCAAUCCGUACAUGGAGGACUACGAGUCGCAGGCGCACCUGCCAUGGUUCUCAGCCGAGAGUUGGGAUCUCGCGGAGCGGACGCGGCGGCAAUUGCGACUUCUCGCGGACAACGUCGAACUCGGCGCCUUCGUCCGGCACUUCACCAUGGCGGAUCCGAACGGCGUCGACAGGGUCAAUACUGCACUGCUGUGGCCCCACGACAUCGCCCUACUGCAAGACGCACUCCUGCGCCUCCAAGCUGUCGAAACCGUCCGCAUCGGCGCCAUUUUCAGCCGGGAUGGCUACGACCUGCGCUUGCCAGCACGUAACCCGCACCUCCAUACCUUGCGCCUACCAACACUUCCAAUCGGCUCUGGCUUCACCGACUGCUUCCCCAAGCUCCGACACCUCUACAUCGACGAUUGCAUCUGCCCACAAGACUUGCGACCUACCGCACCUCCCGUUACGACUCUUACGAUCCGCCAAGGCAUCUACGAUAUCGACGGGAUUCUUGGCUCGUUCGACCGGACGCUCACCCGCCUCGAGCUCGACUGCGUCACGUAUGGGUCCUCUACCGCGGAAUUCCUGUCGAGCUUCGCACUGCGCAUGUGCAGCGAGCUCACACACAUCACGGUCGUCCUUCGCGGUGGCGAUGACUUACACCAGCGGGUCGAGAACGAGGAGAUGGAGCGGAAGAGGUUCUACAGCCCGUGCUUGGCCCCGUCAAUCCGCGACAUCGCCGACCUCCCGGUCAUCCUCCGCUUCCUCAGCCACCUCCCUCGCUGUCAGCAAGUCACACUGGCUCUCAAGCUGCCGCAGUUGGCGGAUCCACGCCUGCGCGAGAAGCACAACGCGUUGUGGGCGGACGUUUUACGGGAGAUGCGCGCCGACGGGUCGUGGGACGAGUUGCUGCCCGUCACGGUCAGGGAUCCCAACACCUCUCCCGCGCCUUUACCCCUCAUCGACUCGCCGCCUUCUCGGCCGCCCACACUCCCGCUCGAGCUCGUCGAGGGGAUUCUGGAGAUCCUGUACGACGAAGGAGGGAACGCCGAUGCGCUGGCCGCCUGCUGCGCGGCGUCGCGGGCGUUUGCGCGUUUGGCGCGACCCAUCGUCUGGCGGACGAUCGUCGCCGAGUGCCGCAACGUCCUCGAGCCGUACCAGAGCGAGUACAAGCACGAAGCGGCGUCGACGUCGUACUCCUCGGCAUGCUGGGACCUGGAGGAACGGACGAGGCGGCAGUUGCGGACCCUCGCAGCGGACCCCGAACUGUGCGCUCUCGUCCGCACCUUCGUUGUCACGCCGCCAAACGGCGUCGAGAGGACAUAUCCGGCGAUGAUGUGGCCUACCGACUUCGCCCUCGUUCACAGCGCGCUCGUACGCCUCCCCGCCGUCGAAACCGUCGUGACCUGCAACAUCCGCGACCCCAACCACUACACGCUCGAUCUGCCGGCAUCGAACCCUCGCCUGCACACCUUGAGUACGCACAACAUCCUGUUCAACGAGAACCUCUUCAAAUCCGCGCCAAACCUCCGCGACUUGAGACUGCAGGAUGUCGAAUGCCACAUGCUGCUGCGCAAAGACUCGACACCCCGAAUCACAAGUCUUGUCAUUGGCAGCUGCAACUCCUACGCCGGCAACCUCGUCAUGUCCCUCAGGGGCACCCUUACGCACCUCAAGAUCGACUGCCACUUGACCGACACCGGUCCCGACGACUGGCUGCCUACGCUCACAUUCUCGAUGCUUUCCAAGCUCAAGGCCGUGACUUUCGUCCUGCGCAACUUUGCAACCACUCGCAACGAGGCCGCAUGGACGGGCGACCACCGCACGCUUGAGGCGGAUAUAGUGCGAGACUCGACUGCCACCGUCACCCACAUCCUCGAGAUUGUCCGCUACCUACCUCGUCCACAACAAGUCGCCCUCUCGUUUGCCUUGCCGCCGCUCGCCAAUCCGAGACAGCGCGAAGAGGAUGGCGAGUUCUGGCAGCAUAUCGUGCAAGACUUGCGGGCUCACGGCGUGUUGGACGAGCUGAUUCCGAAUACGGUCAAGGAGGUUGAUUGGAGCGGCGUGUUUGGGAAGGACUAG